GUUGAGCGGCGCGAGGAUGGCGGCGACCGGAGCGGGAGCAGCCGGUGGAACAGCGGGGGGAACCGGGACUGGAGCGGCCGGCACCGGAGCCUCGGUCGGCAGAAAGAAGGACGGAGGACCGUCCGCUAAGUUCUGGGAGAGCGGAGAGACGGUGUCGCAGUUGGAGGCGGUGCGGCUGUGGAUCGGAAAACACUACAAAAAGUAUGUCCAGGCCGACUCUCCGUCAUGUAAGUCUCUGGCAGGACUGGUGGUGCAGCUGCUCCAGUUUCAGGAGGACGCGUUUGGCCGCAGGGUGAGCAACCCGGCCCUCACCAAACUGCCUGCAAAGAGCUUCUUGGACUUCAAGCCAGCUGGAGCACUGUGUCAUAUUCUGGGUUCAGCCUACAAGUUCAAGAGUGAGCAGGGCUGGAGAAGAUUUGAUCUGCAGAAUCCAUCCAGAAUGGACAGGAAUGUGGAGAUGUUCAUGAAUAUCGAGAAAACGCUUGCUCAGAACAACUGCCUGACUCGACCUGUUGUGUACAUUUCAUCUGAUGUGGACCAAAAGCAAGCGAGCAAACUCAAAGACAUCAUCAAGAGACAUCAGGGCUCCAUCACUGACGAUAAGUCCAAAGCAACUCACCUCAUCUAUCCCUCCCCAUCACAGUCUGAGGAAGAGGAGUGGCUGCGUCCUGUUAUGCGGAAAGACAAGCAGGUGCUGGUUCACUGGGGCAAUUACCCAGACAGUUACGAUACCUGGGUGUCCCCCAGUGACGUGGAUGGAGAGGUCGAGGACCCACCGAGCUCAGAGAAACCUUGGAGGGUGCAUGCCAAAUGGGUGUUGGACACGGACGCAUUCAACGAGUGGAUGAAUGAGGAAGACUACGAGGUAGACGAGAACAGGAAGCCGGUGAGCUUCAGGCAGCGCAUCUUCCCCAGAGAAGAGGAGUCUUCCCGUACGCCCGAUCGUAAGGAGCGAAAGUCCCUGGCCGGAGGAAAGAAGAGGCGGCGCUCUCCGUCUCCACCGAGCACCCCCGCUGAGUCCCGCAAGAAGGGCGGCAAGAAAGGGAAUCCAGGGCCGCACUGGAAACGCCGUGGUCACCGUGAUGACGAUGAGCAGGAUGAAGAUCUCACCAAGGACAUGGAGGAUCCUUCACCUGUGCCAGGAAUGGAGGAGGUCUCGCUGCCGAAAAACGUGAAUCAGAAAAAAGACAGUGAGAACGCACCAGUCAAAGGAGGAACUGUGGCUGAUCUGGAUGAACAGGAGGAUGGCUCAGUAGCAUCUGGUGGCAAGGAUGACGAAGAACAGGGUAAAAUGGAGGUGAACCGUCUGAUCGACUCUAGUGAAGACAACGUGACCGAACAAACCCAUCACAUCGUCAUCCCCAGCUACUCCGCCUGGUUCGACUACAACUCUAUCCAUGAAAUCGAAAGACGGGCAUUGCCAGAGUUCUUCAAUGGCAAGAACAAAUCAAAAUCUCCAGAAAUAUAUCUGGCUUAUCGUAACUUCAUGAUUGAUACGUACCGGCUGAACCCGCAGGAGUACCUCACCUCCACCUCCUGCAGGCGCAACCUGGCCGGAGACGUGUGUGCUGUGAUGAGGGUGCAUGCGUUUCUGGAGCAGUGGGGCCUCGUUAAUUAUCAGGUGGACGCGGAGAGCAGGCCGCUGCCCAUGGGACCCCCUCCUACAUCCCACUUCAAUGUCCUGGCCGAUACUCCCUCCGGCCUUGUACCGCUACACCACCGCCCUCCGCAGGUUCCCCCUGCUCAGCAGAUGUUGAACUUUCCAGAGAAAAGCAAAGACAAGCCCACAGACCUGCAGAACUUCGGCCUGCGGACAGACAUGUACUCUAAGAAGAAUCCGAAGACUAAAGGAGGCAGUACCAGAGAGUGGACUGAACAGGAAACUCUGCUGCUGUUAGAGGCUCUGGAGAUGUAUAAGGACGACUGGAACAAGGUUUCAGAGCACGUGGGGAGCCGCACACAGGACGAAUGUAUUCUGCAUUUCCUCCGGCUGCCUAUUGAAGACCCGUACCUAGAAAACUCUGAGACGACCCUCGGACCCCUGGCCUACCAGCCAGUCCCCUUCAGCCAAUCAGGAAACCCCGUCAUGAGCACUGUGGCCUUCCUCGCCUCUGUGGUGGACCCCAGAGUGGCCGCUGCUGCUGCCAAGGCUGCCUUAGAGGAGUUUUCUCGUGUGCGUGAGGAAGUUCCGGCGGAGCUGGUGGAGGCUCAUGUGAAGAAGGUGCAGGAGGCAGCCAGAAACACGGGGAAGGUGGAUCCAUCCUUCGGCCUGGAGAGCAGUGGCAUUGCUGGCACUGCACCAGAAGAGCCAGAGAAAACAGAAACAGCAGAACCUGAGAAGAUGGACACAGAUUCAGAGGCUCAACAGCCAGAUAAGGCCGAGUCAAAAGACGAGGCAGAGAAGCCGAGCGAUUCAGCAGAGAAACCAGCAGAAGGAGAGAAGGUGAAAAGCGAAACGACAGAAAAACCUGAGCGUGAGGAAGAAGAGGGUGAAGGAGGAGAGCCAAAGGCUGCAGCAGCCGAUGCUGAGAAAGAAAAGGAGGAGGCGAUGGAAGUGUCUGAGGAAGGGAAGGAAGCCGGCGACAUGCCAGAGGAGAGCAGGAAGAAGCUGGAGCUGGAUGUGGGAGAAGGAAACAUUGCUACUGCUGCAGCAGCCGCGCUUGCCUCCGCUGCUACUAAAGCUAAGCACCUGGCCGCUGUAGAGGAGAGAAAGAUCAAGUCUCUGGUGGCUCUGCUGGUGGAGACUCAGAUGAAGAAGCUGGAGAUUAAACUUCGUCACUUCGAGGAACUGGAGACGAUAAUGGACAGAGAGAAGGAGGCGCUCGAGCUCCAGAGGCAGCAGCUGUUGACGGAGAGGCAGGCGUUCCACAUGGAGCAGCUGAAGUACGCAGAGAUGAAGGCUCGUCAGCAGAUGGAGCAGCAGGCGGCGGCAGCAGCUGCAGCAGCUCAGCAGGGCGCAGGGGGUCACCAUGGAGCUCCACCUCAGCCUCAUGGACCUCCAGGACAUGGCCCCCCACCACAUGGACCACCGCCCCAUGGCCCUCUGCCACACGGACCCCCGCCGGGCAUGCACCCCGGUCACCCCGGUCAUCCUGGGCCCGGGUACCCCCCAAUGCACCACCCCAUGGGACCCCACCACCCACCACAGACAGGACCAAUGGUUGGACCAGGUCAGCCCAUGCCAGGCCGAAUGAUGCCAGGGCCCCCUGCUGGUGGACCGCCGCCAGGCGGGAUGCCCCCUAUGAUGGGCCCUAGACACCCGGGAGCCCCCAACGGCCUGUAUCCUGGCCCACCUCCUCCUGCACAGCCUGAUGGUAUACCACCGGCUCCAGCGUCUGCGCUCCCUGCUCGCCCAGCCGAGAACUAAAACCCCCGCCUGCAAACACACACAAACACACACUUCUUUCAGACACCUCCUGACUUUAUGACGGCUCUUUUAUUCUGAUAUUGACCUGCUCUCUGAAAUUUCUACUGAUUGGCUUUCAGCCCCAAAUCCCCACACAAUGAAAUCUCACAUACACCGUACAACGCGCGCACUCGCGGUCUGGGCACACAGGUGGACGUACUGUUUUUCCUGCACCUGCUGCCUGCACUCUGGCCUUCUGUUUUCUCCUCUGGCCUGUAGGGGGCACUACUGUAGAAAAUAGUGUUUCUCAAUUCUGGAGUACCCCUGUUUUCUCUUGCUCAUUUACAAGCCCUUCUUGAGCUGAACUGGUUGUGUUAGGGAGGGAAAAAGAAAAAUACUGUACAGUAGGGCUGCACGAUAAUGACAAAAUGCCAGAUUUGCAAUUGGGGAUAUAUUAAAAUGCAUUAAGGAUUGGCCUGCAUUCUUGACUUCUGUCUAAAAUAUUUUACUUUGGUUGGAUUGCAUGAGUGCUUUCAUCAGUGCACCCAAAGUACACAAUAUAAAACACUGCGUUUGACUGGAGAGCUCAUUUGCAUA
Colossoma macropomum (tambaqui) is the source of this 3943-nucleotide messenger RNA. It is a transcript of the gene smarcc1a, whose product is annotated as SWI/SNF related, matrix associated, actin dependent regulator of chromatin, subfamily c, member 1a. Gene Ontology annotation, molecular function: nucleosomal DNA binding; histone binding. The transcript is spliced from 28 exons. NCBI's taxonomy places the organism in Eukaryota, Metazoa, Chordata, Actinopteri, Characiformes, Serrasalmidae. Gene Ontology annotation, biological process: positive regulation of DNA-templated transcription. The record is from RefSeq and is a predicted model, not a curated record. Bases 17 to 3367 code for a protein of 1116 amino acids. Gene Ontology annotation, cellular component: nBAF complex; npBAF complex; SWI/SNF complex.